CCGGGAGACGGCGGACGACGACAACUGGUGAAGUGCCUCGAGAGUUUUGUUAUUUAGGAGAGGAUCGGCCCGUAAACUAUUCGGAUAGUUUGGAACUGACAAAAGUUUGUGCACUUCUUUUGAAACAGUGGGUGGAUUUAUUUUUGAUUUGUGAUGUUGGAGUUCGACAGGAUGUCGUACAUAUUUGGCAGCUUCGCCCGUCGGCGGCAAAGCCACGAGGUGUCGUCGGCGAAACGUCGCAGCAUCGAACCACCGCCGAAAAUCGUCCACGACAGAUCGAAAUCGACGCCCCACACCAAGAAGACGGUCACAAUAUCGACGCCGAGGGCCAAAAGCGUCUACAACGUGGCUUUAAAUGACGGACAGUUCAAAUGCUCCAUGUGCCUGAGGCAAUACGUCGAUCCGAGGGUUCUGCCGUGUCUUCACUCGUUUUGUUUGAGGUGCUUGCAGGAGCUGGAGAGCGGCAGCCCGGGCAGCUGGCAGGAGGCUGACAGUCCGAAGACGAGCAGCAGUCCGGAUUCCCGAAAGGCCAGCAGCUCAGGUGGUUCGGGCUACGUCAGCGACAAGCACGAGUACAAGUCGUUGUGCUGUCCAUCCUGCGGGACCGGAUGGGACAUACCCGACGGGGGCGUCGGGGCCUUUCCCCCAAACUACACGCUGCAACACAAGAUGGUGGUGGCGAGUCUGAGCGGGCAGGGCACCCAUCUGUGCGACGUGUGUACGACGGAUGUGACGGCGACGUCUCGUUGCACCGACUGCGCCUUAAGUUUCUGCCAUGCAUGCGAAGAACUGCACUUAAGACAAAAACUAAGUGAGAACCACGAAGUGCUGUCGUUGGAGGACGCCAGACGUAGAGGCAUCACCCGAAUACGUCGACAAAUUAUGUGCAUCAGGCAUCCAGAAUUAGAAUUGUCCAUUUUUUGUUCCACUUGUUCACAGGUGAUUUGUCGUGAGUGCAUUACGUCACACAGGGGUCACACAUGUGAGCCCGUUUCGAGGGUGGCAAAAUCGCAGAUCACCAAUUUGAGACAUGCGGUGGACAAAGCCAAGGCGGUGAUGGAACAGUCUGCGGUGGCGGCCAAUAAGUUGCACCUCAACUCGAAGAAGAUCGAGGCGCAAUGCGGCAAGGUGCAGAUGGAGGUGGAGAAGUUCAUCGAGAACUACAUCAAGUCGGUCGAGGACCACAAGACGAAUCUUCUGGAGCAAAUUCAACAGGUGAAGGAGGAGAAGAUCGAGUCGAUAAAUCAGGAGAAGGUGAACCUGCAGAAGAGGAUAAACGAAGCCAGAGAUCUGGCUUACUUUUUGGAUGACCUUCUGAGGGAAGGCACGGAUGUGGAAAUGUUAAGGUUCGUGAAACCGGUCAUGGAAAAAAUGAACAGAUGCACCAGCGACAAAUCGUUUGAAGUUAGAUUGUCGGGAAGUCUUAUAUUCCUUCCGGAGGAGGCGGUACCUUGCAGCAACAACUUCAUGACUCUCUAUGGAGUAUUAUCAACACAAUCCGUGUCAGCACAACAUUGCCUAUUAAAUACGGAUGGUCUGAUGAACCUCCGAGUUGGCAAACAAGCGGAAGCAAUAUUGGAGACGAGAGAUUACAAUGACAUUCCUUUAGAUCGAGGUGGAGAGAUGGUUAUGGCAGAGAUUCGGUACAGAGACGCCGGAGUUUCAAGAUGUUUAAAUGUGAUGGUGGACGAUAGACGUGAUGGCACUUACAGCAUUUCUUUCGUGCCAGAUGUUGCCGGGAAAUUAGUUCUAAGUGUAUUCAUCAAAGGAGAAGCCAUUAAAAACAAUCCAUUUCCGUUUGUGGUGCGAAGCUUAAAACCCCACCAUGGUACUUUCCACUGUUGCACCUUCUGUUCAAGUGGGGGUAGUAAAGAGGCAUCCUGCGGUUGUGGAGGCAACAUGCCCGGAGGAUAUAAAGGUUGUGGUCACGGACACGAAGGACAUCCAGGAAAAAGACAUUGGUCCUGUUGCGGUAACAUAUUGGAACAUUCUGAAUGUUCUAAAUCGAAUUCACAUUAUCAGUUCACUUUGUGAAAUGUAUCUUCCAUAUACAAUGUGUUGUAAUAUAAAUAAUUUAAAAUGUUAAAUAAUAAUUAGAAGGUAUUGAUUAAAUUAUUCCACAUAUA
Molecule: messenger RNA, 2126 nt
Organism: Aethina tumida (small hive beetle)
Lineage: Eukaryota; Metazoa; Arthropoda; Insecta; Coleoptera; Nitidulidae
Product: tripartite motif-containing protein 45
Exons: 8
Coding region: 154-2034 (626 amino acids)
Biological process (GO): positive regulation of DNA-templated transcription
Cellular component (GO): nucleoplasm; chromatin
Molecular function (GO): protein binding; ubiquitin-protein transferase activity; zinc ion binding
Source: RefSeq, a predicted model, not a curated record